This is a messenger RNA of Bursaphelenchus okinawaensis, 234 nucleotides long. NCBI's taxonomy places the organism in Eukaryota, Metazoa, Nematoda, Chromadorea, Rhabditida, Aphelenchoididae. The record is from the annotation of a GenBank genome assembly.
AUGGAAAAGUCGCAAUUACAAGCGGAAAACCAACGAUUGUACCAAACGAACAUGACUCAGCGUUCUCUCGCCGAACCUCGGAACGUAGCAACGGAAUUAGAUUUGGACGUGUUUAAGUUAAUCACGGAUUCCAGCAUCACGGACAAAAUCCAAAACCGUCGGAUGCAGUUUGGCGUAACGGAAGUCGAUCAAUUGUAUAAGGAUCUCGUGAAUCCCCUAAGGGAUAUCCCAUAA